AUGCCCGACAAAAGGAUGAGGUGCAGUAACCUCACCAACCCUUCUGAACACAGUGUUGUGUCAGUAAAGGACAGAAUCAGUCAAAGGAGAAAGAGGAAGAUCAGUGUAGAUGCCAGACCUCCUGAAAAGAAGAGAAGGUGUAGCAUCAGAAACAGCUCCAACUCCAGUAGUAGUGACAGCGGAGUGUCCCGGUUCUGUCUGCUCAGUGAUACUGAAUCCUCCUCUUCAUCAGCAGACAUCAGCUACAACACCAGCAGUGCCUCAUCCGAGGAGGAGAGAAUCUUUGAGUUGGCCUCCUCACUAAACACAAGCAGAGCUGAUUUCGUGAACAAGUACUGCGAGUUGGAUCCGAUCGGCAAGGGAGGCUUCGGCUCAGUGCGCGCUGGCUUCCGUAAAUCAGACCAUCAACCAGUUGCCAUCAAGCACAUUCCCAUCAGGGCUGUGAGAUUAGAAGAAGUUAAAUGCAAUGGGAAGGUGUUCGACAUCGUUCUGGAGGUGGCACUGAUGCUGAAAGCCACAGGUCUACCAGGAUCCAUUGGACAGUCCACUGCUGUGUCUCUUCUGGACUGGUAUGAUCUGGGUCACGAGAUAAUACUGGUCAUGGAAAGACCGGAGAACUGCAUGGACCUCCUCAGCUACCUAAAAUCUCGUGGAGGUUACCUGGAUGAACAUGAGGCAAAGAUGAUCCUGAGACAGCUGGUGGACGCAGCCAUCGACAUGCACUCAAAGGGUGUCUUUCACCGGGACAUAAAGUUGCAGAACGUCCUGGUGCAGUUGAACGGUGGAGAACCCAAAGUGCGUAUCAUCGACUUCGGCUGUGGCAGCUUCUCCACUGAGGCGUCUUACACUACUUUUUGUGGUACCCGUGCAUACUUCCCUCCCGAGUGGUUUGACGAUCACAAAUACAGGGCCUGUCCCACCACUGUUUGGCAGCUUGGAGCGCUAUUUUAUACAUUGCUGUGUGGACAUAGGACCUUUACCACCAUGAGCUUCAUGAGCAAACACGUUCAGUUCGACAGAGCACUGUCCAAUGAGGUCAAGAUCUUGGUGUAUAUGUGUCUGAUCAGAGACCCUGAGUUGCGAGCCACUCUGAAGGAGCUACAGAUGCACUCUGCGCUCAACUAAGUAUCCGCAAAUCCAAGUCAAGUCAACUUUGAUUUUACGGUACUGAAAAACUCGUAAUGGACUGUUCAAUUUGUCAUGUGCAACCUCAACUCUCAAAUAAAGUAAGAAGCUUCUCCAUCACUGAUUGUAAUUUUUGAAGAGCACUAUUUUCACUGCAGUCUAAAAUCAUCACAUUUGUGACCUGAGUCAGACUCAGUUUCAAGUUAUGUGACCUGAGGGCACAUCUCUGAAGAACACUGUAUCUGAUGUUGUACUGUACUGCAAAUAAAUGAAUCAUCAUUUGAGCUGCUGCAAUGGUCUGAAUUUUCCCCAAAAUAUUCAGGUAAAACAUCAGUGCUUUAAGGUGAUGAAUGGUAUACAGAUGACUCAUUUGUGGGAUGCUUACAUUUACAUGUAGGACUUGCAAAAUACAAAAAUUGCAAAGAACAGGACACUGCUUGAUGAUUUUUAUAAUUUCUAAAUCUGAUUUCUUUCACUCAUGCAAAAAGAAAAGUGCAUUGUCAGCACUUCUUGCUCAGCAUAUCUACAGUAUGUGAAGAAACACACGUCUUGAGAGACAAAUGGGACAAGUAUGACCUUACAGGUUCCUAAUUCAAAGUGUUUCUUAAUUACCAACAGAACAAGUGUGAUAACACUGAAUCACUGAAUCCAGUGGAACAUUUCUGUAACAACUACUCCCGCAGCUGUACAGAGUAGUAAUCGAAUUAAAAUAGAUUAUGACUAAACAGUAGUAA
Messenger RNA from Scatophagus argus, 1859 nucleotides. RefSeq names its product serine/threonine-protein kinase pim-2-like. The record is from RefSeq and is a predicted model, not a curated record. NCBI's taxonomy places the organism in Eukaryota, Metazoa, Chordata, Actinopteri, Scatophagidae. Bases 1 to 1125 code for a protein of 374 amino acids. Gene Ontology annotation, molecular function: protein serine/threonine kinase activity; ATP binding. Gene Ontology annotation, cellular component: cytoplasm. The transcript has 7 exons. Gene Ontology annotation, biological process: protein autophosphorylation; regulation of mitotic cell cycle; negative regulation of apoptotic process.